CUAGGCAAGUAAGGCUCCAUGCGGCAUAUCCACACGGAGACGUCCCUGCCCCCGGAGCACGGCACGGACCCCAGCCUGUCCCGGCCCAGUGGAGAGGCGCCCUUGGAGCCUUCCUCGCAGCGCUGCACCCACCAUGGCAUCCUCAUGGGCUACAACGAGACAGAGAUCAAGCGCCAGAAGGUUUACCAGGUCUCCAUCUUCUCGCAUCUCUCCAGCUCCUCUGAGAGCACGGAGCAGCGGGCAGGCAGCUGGCCAGCUGUCAAGAGGGGUUAUCCCGAGCAGCGAACUCCGGAGGGGGGGCGAGAUCCCAAACGAACUCACUGGGGUGGUGGUGGGGUGGACUGCAAGCACGACGGAGGCCUUGGGCAGGCCUCCCUGGAUGAUGAUGAUACCUUUGAGGAUGGUCUACUGGUGGAGGAGCUAUCCCUGUGCGGCUCUGCUCAGCACUUCUCCCACAGCGGGCUGCGGGUGGUGGAGCACCGGUGUGAAGGCGGCCCUAGCCACAGCCCCAAGGCCAGCAGAGAGGACAGGUCGCAGGAUGUCUCCUCCUCCUCCUGGGCCCAGCACAUUGCUUGCAGUACUUUGCACAUGAGAGACGGUUGCCCUGUCUCAUCGGGGAAUCAGCCCACAGACUACGGGGAGAAUGGGGAGCAGGCAAGUGGCCACAACUUACUUCACCGUGAUUUGCACAAUAUUGCACAAACAGCCCAGUUGGACUCUAGUGGGAAGAGAGAGAAGCCAGGGAGCAGCCCAGCUCACAGCAGCAGGGCUAGUGGAGAAGAGGAAUGGCCAGUGGUGGCCAACGGGUGCAAGGAGCCCCUAGCUCCACAGACAGCGCUCAGCCCCGAGCCCAGCAACCUGAGCUCUCUGGAGAAGACACCCUGUGGGAGCAGCCAGCUCGGCAGCAGCAGCUGCCCGGCCAAAAGGAAGCUGCUGCCUGCUGGUGAGGUUGUGGCCGACUCCUGCUCUGAGGAUGAGAGCCUGUCCCCGCCGGCAAGGAAGAAGAGGGUCCUGCCAUGCCAUCCAGUGCCCACGGCCUGCCGCAGCACUGAUGCCAAGGCGGCCCCGUUCUGGAAUCACCUGCUUCCCACAGCCAAGAGGUCUGCGGAUUGCACUGCGGUCGGGAGGAGGCUGAAAAGCGGGCUGCGCCUCAAAUCGCGACAUCUCCGGAGCAGCCUCCGGAGGGGUACGAGGUCCUCCACAGCACCCUGGGCCACCACCACCAUCAGCCAUGCUCUGCUGGGCAACUUUGAGGAGUCCAUCCUGAAAGGGCGCUUUGCACCGUCAGGGAGGAUUGAGGGGUUCACGGCAGAGAUUGGUGCCAGCGGCUCCUACUGCCCCCAGCACGCUACCCUGCCCGUUGACGUCACCUAUUUCGACAUCUCCGAACAUAACGCGCCCUCGCCUUUCCUGGGAGUGAUUGACUUGGAGGCCUUGGGAAAGAAGGGUUACAGUGUCCCCAAAGCUGGAACCAUCCAAGUGACCUUAUUUAACCCCAACAAGACUGUGGUGAAGAUGUUCUUGGUGACGUACGACUUCCAGGACAUGCCAGCCAACCACAUGACUUUCCUACGCCAUCGCAUCUUCCUGGUGCCCGUGGGGGAGGAGGAAGGGGCCACCGUGGGCCCCAGUGACCCAUCAGGCUCCGGCCCACCUCGCAGGGUCCUCUGCUACCUGAUGCACCUAAGGUUUCACAGCUCCAAGUCGGGGAAGAUCUACCUUCACGAUGACAUCCGGCUGCUUUUCUCCCGCAAGUCGAUCGAGGUUGACUCGGGGAUCCCCUAUGAACUGAAAUCCUUCACGGAGAUGCCAAGAAACCCUUGCUACUCGCCCUGGCCCUGACCUUCUCCAUCCCACAGGGCCAACAGGGAGCUUCCAGCCCAGCACUUUGGGGAGAGAUGAGUAAAGGGCCAGCAAGCAAGCACCACCUUGAAGUAUUGCCCCUC
Gavia stellata (red-throated loon) is the source of this 1946-nucleotide messenger RNA. RefSeq names its product atos homolog B (gene ATOSB). The transcript is spliced from 7 exons. NCBI's taxonomy places the organism in Eukaryota, Metazoa, Chordata, Aves, Gaviiformes, Gaviidae. The record is from RefSeq and is a predicted model, not a curated record. Bases 19 to 1842 code for a protein of 607 amino acids.